Octopus bimaculoides (California two-spot octopus) is the source of this 1759-nucleotide messenger RNA. RefSeq names its product GPI inositol-deacylase. Gene Ontology annotation, molecular function: phosphatidylinositol deacylase activity. Gene Ontology annotation, biological process: endoplasmic reticulum to Golgi vesicle-mediated transport; GPI anchor metabolic process. Gene Ontology annotation, cellular component: endoplasmic reticulum. The record is from RefSeq and is a predicted model, not a curated record. Lineage: Eukaryota; Metazoa; Mollusca; Cephalopoda; Octopoda; Octopodidae.
UAUAUAUUUAUGGCGGUAUUUGCGGCGUGAUUCGAUAAUUCAGAAUUAUUUUUAUCCCUGCUGUUUGUCUUCUUUUUUUAAAAUGUCUCCUAGCUUAAAACUAUUUAUUGCUUUAAUUGUCAAUUCGGCUUUGCUAAUCGGAGUACUGGAUGUAAUAUUCAACGUGGAGCGUAAUGGUUGUGAAAUGACAUAUAUGUAUGAAAACCCAGAAUAUAUUAAAGUACCCCUGUCAUCAAAAAUGGUGUCCAAAUUCCCAAAAUACAAUUUGUAUGUCUAUGGAGAAGGCUUUUAUGCAGAAUCAUUAAGAAGCUUCAAUUUGCACGGAAUCCCAGUUUUAUUUAUUCCCGGCAAUUCUGGAAGUCAUAAACAAGUCCGUUCCUUAGCAUCGGUGGCUUUCAGAAAAUCUGAAAAUUUACCAUUCCUUUUCAACUACUUCUCUGUUGAUCUAAACGAGGAAUUUUCUGCACUGAAUGGCGGGACUCUUCAAGAUCAGACAGAAUUUGUUGGGUUUUGUGUGAAAAAGAUUCUGAGGUUGUACAAGAAGGCCCGUAAUCCUCCAACUACAGUUGUUGUGAUUGGUCAUUCAAUGGGAGGACUUGUUGCCCGUGCCCUGUUCACUCUCCCAGACUUUGACAGCAGUUCCAUCCAUACCAUUAUUACUCUGGCUACUCCACACCAAAGUCCAGUGAUUGUAUUAGACAACUAUCUGUCCCGUUUCUAUGAGAAAGUAAAUGGUUUCUGGAUUGACAAUAGCCAUACGUCCCUGGCUAAUAUCACCAUUUUGUCUACUGGUGGUGGUGAACGGGAUUACCAGGUUCCAGUCUGGGCAACGUCUUUGGAUAAUAUUGUCCUGAAUGGUUUAGGAAUCAGCACCACGACCACAUCGAUUCCCAAUGCCUGGGUGUCAACCGACCAUCUUUGUGCUGUCUGGUGUCGUCAAAUUGUAUUAAUCAUAAACCGUGCCUUAUUUGACAUGGUGGACCGAAAUACCAAACAGAUAACUAAUGAUGUCGACUUUAGACUGAAGGUGUUCAAUACUUAUGUCCACAACCAUCCUGGUAAAAUUGGUCCUAUGAGGUCUUGGAAGAAAACGGUCAAUGUUGAAGCUAAUGCUCCGUGGAUUUUGAAAGAAGACACUUCUUUGAGAUAUUCUGAAGAGAAAGUUACUAAACUCAAGUAUGUGGUGAUCCCUGUUGUGACUAAGGAUCUGGACCAGUUUAUUGCAGUUAGCAAUGUGCACUCUGAUUCUUGGAUCUGUGGUUGUAACAUUCCUGAAGGUAAACAACGUUGUGACACAUGCACCAAUCUUGCAGACAAGGGACAUGCUCUUCCUCCCAGGAAUUCCAACAAAAAGUAUGUUCUGUAUGAAGUUUCUGAAUUGGCCGAGUAUUCUCACAUCGUUCUUUUCAUUGUACCAAACCUUCCUCCGUGUUUACCGGUGUUGUUUGAUGGCUGCUGUUUAUGUUGUUAUUGUGAGAGGCAGGACCGAAAUGAUGAUGCUGGCAGCGUUAUGUCAUUGAAAUUUUCUUGGACCAAUCUCUCGACUUACAAGUUUAUUCGGAAGAACGAAGCCGGUAAUAUAACUUUGAAGUUAUUGGUACCAAUUCCAGAUUAUAUCCAUCAACCGGAUGCUUCAUUGCAUUUAUUCCUGAACCCUGACUGUAACUAUGGACUGAAAAUUGACUGGGCUCUGAAAGAGACCCUGGGCCAGGUAAGUGGAAUCUUCUUCUUAGUCCUUCUGGAAUCUCGUGCCAGCUGA